AUGGCUCUAUUCGAACUUCCACCAUUCAAGCAUACGCUAAUCGACGACAUCCCGUCAAUCGUUUCCCGACUUCGCAAAACGUACUCAUCACAAAAAACCCGCCCUGCAGAAUAUCGUAUCCGCCAACUACGCCAGCUUUACUGGGCGAUGGUCGACAAUGAAAAAGAACUAUUGGAAGCACUGGAUCGGGAUUUGCGCAAAAGCACUUUCGAGACAUAUGCUGCUGAGAUCAAUUUCAUCACCAAUGAAAUUAUCUUCGCAACACAGUCACUCCACCAGUGGAUGAAGGAUGAAACCCCUGCUGAUAUUGCACUCAUGGACAAACUACUCACACCAAAAAUUCGUAAGGACCCUCUUGGUGUCGUCCUUAUAACCGGACCAUUUAACUUUCCCGUCCACCUAUCUUUUAGCCCAAUGAUUGGAGCCAUCGCCGCCGGCAAUACCGUUGUCUUGAAGCCAUCUGAACAAUGCCCUAACUCUGCAGCAGUUAUGCAGAAGAUUAUGGAGACAGCCCUCGAUCAAGACUGUUAUGCAUGUGUGCAAGGUGCUGUACCCGAGACCACUGCCUUGCUGGAUCAACACUGGGACAAAAUCUUUUUCACCGGAUCUGCACGCACUGCAAGGAUUGUAGCACAGGCCGCUAUAAAGAACCUGACCCCCGUGGCUCUCGAGCUUGGCGGAAGAAAUCCAGCCAUUGUUAGCAAACACGCCAAUAUCCGGCUAGCUGCACGACGCCUCCUUUGGAGCAAGACGAUGAAUGCAGGACAAGUCUGUAUGAGCCAAAAUUACAUCUUAGCCGACAGAGUAGUGGUACCAGAUCUAAUUCAGGAGCUUCGAGUUGCCAUGAAAGAAUUCUUUCCCGGUGGAGCGAAGAAGAGUGCGGAUUUUUCGAGGAUAGUCAACAUCAACUCUUUUAACAGAAUUAAGAAAAUGCUGGAUGAAUCAUCUGGGAAAGUUGUCAUUGGCGGAGCCCUCGAUGCCGAAGAACUCUUCAUAGAGCCUACAGUCAUCGAGGUUACAGAUCCGCGUGAUUCGGUGCUAGUCGAGGAGUCGUUUGGCCCCUUGCUACCUAUUCUCCCGGUGGACAAUCUGGAUCAUGCCAUCAGUACCGCCAACGAGAUCCAUGAAACGCCAUUGGGGAUCUAUGCUUUUGGAACUCUAGCAGAGACGGAUAAAGUCCUUGCUGGAACUAGAUCCGGUGGGGCAAGCAUUAAUGACGGCCUUUUCCACGGCAUUAUACCCAAUCUCCCUUUUGGAGGUGUAGGAGAUUCGGGAAGUGGUUCAUAUCGUGGCAGAGCUUCUUUCGACUGCUUCACACAUCGCCGUUCUAUCAUCCACACCCCCAGCUGGAUGGAACCGAUGUUGGCCUUGAGAUAUCCACCAUUCACUAACACCACUAAGUUGCACAGAUACAAUCGGAUGACCCUGCUCAAGCCUGAUUUCGAUCGCAACAACAAUCAGAAGAUAAACAUUUUUUGGUAUUUACUUACUCUGGGAUCCGGAACUGCUAAAAGUGGUGCCUUUCGAGCCACAAUGCUCGCUGCAGUAGCCUUUUUAUUAAAACGCUAUACCUGUGGGGAACUACGGUUGCGCAGAAUUCAAUAA
Molecule: messenger RNA, 1605 nt
Organism: Exophiala bonariae
Lineage: Eukaryota; Fungi; Ascomycota; Eurotiomycetes; Chaetothyriales; Herpotrichiellaceae
Exons: 2
Coding region: 1-1605 (534 amino acids)
Biological process (GO): aldehyde metabolic process
Cellular component (GO): cytoplasm
Molecular function (GO): aldehyde dehydrogenase (NAD+) activity
Source: RefSeq, a predicted model, not a curated record